Molecule: messenger RNA, 1388 nt
Organism: Arabidopsis thaliana (thale cress)
Lineage: Eukaryota; Viridiplantae; Streptophyta; Magnoliopsida; Brassicales; Brassicaceae
Product: Ubiquitin fusion degradation UFD1 family protein
Exons: 8
Coding region: 282-1124 (280 amino acids)
Biological process (GO): cellular response to reactive oxygen species; ubiquitin-dependent protein catabolic process; proteasomal protein catabolic process
Cellular component (GO): chloroplast outer membrane
Source: RefSeq, marked reviewed
AAACAACUUUUCCAAUUUUUCAGUUCCGAUCUGCUGCCAUUGACUAGGAAGAUCUUCAAGCUUCAAAACUCUAUAAUCGGAUCUUUUAUUCCUUGUGGAGAUAUGGAUGGAGAUGGUUCUAGCUUUGAGCAGUGUUACCGUUGUUAUCCUGUCACAUUCAUUGACAAGGCACAUCUUGAGAAGGGUGACAAAAGUAAAUUACUACUCUCUUCCCUUAGUCUCUAUAGAUAGUUUCUUUAUGAUAUAUAUCUCUGAGAAGACUUGUGAUCUCUGCAGUUAUCAUGCCUCCUUCCGCUCUCGAUCGUCUUGCUUCUUUGCAUAUUGAAUACCCAAUGCUGUUUCAACUGAGUAAUGUUUCUGUUGAGAAGACCUCACAUUGUGGUGUACUAGAAUUCACUGCAGACGAAGGCCUAGUUUACUUGCCAUAUUGGAUGAUGCAAAACAUGUCUCUUGAAGAGGGAGACGUUAUGCAAGUUAAGAAUAUCAGCUUGGUAAAAGGGACUUACAUCAAGCUGCAGCCUCACACUCAAGAUUUCUUGGAUAUUUCCAACCCAAAAGCCAUCUUGGAGACUACGCUUAGGAGUUACUCUUGCUUAACCACGGGUGAUACAAUUAUGGUUCCGUAUAACAACAAGCAAUAUUACAUCAAUGUGGUUGAGGCAAAACCUUCUUCAGCUGUGAGUAUUAUCGAAACGGAUUGUGAGGUUGAUUUUGCUCCUCCUCUUGAUUACAAAGAACCUGAGAAGCCACAGAAGUUGACUCCUUCAAACAAACGACCUCUCCAAGUUAAAGAAGAAGAAGAACCUGCAAGCAAAGUUCCCAAAUUCACGCCGUUCACUGGAUCAGGAAAACGUUUAGAUGGAAAAGCACAAACACAAACUGAACCAGAAGAUACAAAACAGCAAGAAAAGCCGACUGAGAAUGGGAAAGACGAUGAGAAGUUGUCAGUCACUACACCAAGGCAAAUAUCAGGAAAGCUCGUCUUUGGUUCAAACAGCAAAUCAGCUGCAAAAGAAACAGCGAAAGUUGAUGAUCCAAAGAACAUUGUGCAAGAGAGCUCAACAAAAUCCGAUGAAGCUAAGUUCAAAGUGUUCACAGGGAAGAAAUACUCACUCAAUGGUUAAAAACGGUUCUGCUGAAGAUAUUUAUCUUUUUAAGCAUUUAUACAUUCUCUCGUCAAUAUAUUGGAUGGAACCUAAGCGACAAUGACCCUAAGGAUAACACAGAUGUGUCUGAAAGCUUGAUUCUUUAACUUAGAUGUGUCGAACUAUAGGUUAUUGAUAUGAUCCUAUCUUAAUAUGUUUUGGAGACAAAGUGAACAAAAAUCAGAAAUUUCAAUCAGGGAAUAUACUUUUGUCGAUUGAUUAUACACAGCUUUCUCAUUCAUC